Messenger RNA from Lotus japonicus, 1656 nucleotides. RefSeq lists its product as uncharacterized. Gene Ontology annotation, cellular component: chloroplast. The record is from RefSeq and is a predicted model, not a curated record. NCBI's taxonomy places the organism in Eukaryota, Viridiplantae, Streptophyta, Magnoliopsida, Fabales, Fabaceae. The coding region runs from base 82 to 594 and encodes 170 amino acids. The transcript has 2 exons.
GAUAUUUCCAUGUCUUUUCUUUCGGUUGUUAAGGCAAACAAUGUAAUUUGGCAACAUUGAAGAGUUUCUAUACUAAGCAAUAUGCAUCCUAGAAGUUUGUCCAGAUGGACAAUGAUGCCGUCACCUAUAUUUCUUCAUCCACCAUCUUCGAUGAACAACAUUAAUCCCACUCACAAUAUUCUGAGCUUGUGUUGUGCCUCAAAAGACAUGAACUUGAGCAACCAAAAAGGUACAAGCCUUUGGUGUGCAGCAAGGAGGCAAGUUAGAUUCCAGGAUGAUGAUGAGUAUGGGCACAAUGAGGAGAUUGCUCAGUUGGAGUUCUAUUCUCAAUCAGCAAGAGGGGAAGCAAUCCUUGUUCAUGCACUUGUGGACCAGGAGGAAGUAGAUGUGCUUAUCUUCAAGGGGUUCUCUUCAUGCUUGAGCUAUAGUACAUCCCCUGACCCAACAAGAAGCAUUCUUCCAGCCAGGGCAGUGAUAAUGUCCAUCGAUAGAAUCAAAGGGCCUUUUGACCCUGCCAAUAUAGUGUAUCUGCAGAAGGACGUGCCGUGGGAAGAAUUCAAGACAAAUCUUCUCUCUAAAUUAGAUAGCAUGUGAUUUACUUCUUCUAAUAUUUUUUAUUUAAAAAAAUGAUUUUUCUUCUAGACCUUUAUGGCUCUAUUUCAUUUUGGUAGCUUCCAGAGGCGAGAUAAAUGGAUUUGUUUCCUCUCCUUAUUUUUAAUAACAAAUCACGGCCUUAUUAGAAAGAAUUAGGGCUAGAUAUUGACUGGCCCCAAAAAAAAAAUUGGAGUGUCUUAGUUUAAUCCCUCAAUUAUAGAAAUAAGUAGGAUCAGCCAAAUGAACUACAUUGGGAACAAGGAUAACCACCACCCCCAAAUUUCCUUUCCUAGUGUUUGAAGAGUAGAUCAGCCACCAGUGCACCACCCUUUUGGGGUUCUUCCUCCUCUAUGAAAGGCUUCUUCUUCUCGUAGGUAUGUGUUUCCUCCUGCAAUAUGUGGGUUCCCUUCUAUAUUAGGUGAAUUUGUUAUCCAAGUAAGUGGGUUUUCCCUUCAUUUUAGUGUAGUUUCUUCUCAUUCCUUCCAUGUCUUGGCCAUCUACUAGGCACUGCCUCCGUCGUCGCAUUCCAACGAUCCUAUUUUUCGUCGCUUCGUCGUUGUUCCGCCAGUUCCUCGUUGCCGCUUCAUUAGCACCUCGUCGACAAUGUUGUUGUGCCCACUCAUUCCAUCAGUUGCCUCCUCCUUUGCUCCAAUAUUAUUGUGGCCAAGUUCACUACUUCAUUGUGUUCACCUCCACCCCUACUGCCUUCAUCCCAUAUAUAUCUAAAUUUUCUUCUACUGAUUUUGGGUUCUAUAUAAGACUGCCCUUUCUCUCAUAAUUCCAAUGAUGUCGUUCUUACCUCACCUUGGUGCAGCUGAAGCCGCCCUAUUGGCUUCCUCCAUUGUUGCAUUACUAGCAACCCCAGCAGAGCCGAUUGAGUUGUUUUAUUUGGAGCGCUGAAUAGAAAGGAAAGAAAAAUAAGCUCAUUUCCACUCAUAUUAUAUCAGUUCGUUAGUUUUUUACUUUAGGGGGUUUACGAUUUUAUGUAUGGCUUUUGGAUUUUUACAUCAUGUAUUAUGCAUCAACUUAAUUGUAUAUUUUAAUGUGCAUUCUUGUGCUUUA